AAAACAUUAUUUGAUGACGACGAAUUUAUAUUUUUUAUGCAUUUUAAACAAAUGAAAAGUUGUUUUGAAAAGUAUGCUACUUGUAAUAUAUGUGGUACAAAGCUUUCCAUGUUGCAUGAUCAUUCAAGACACUUGGGUUUUUCUUUGUUUUUUCAAAUUUAUUGCAGUGGUUGUGCUUUUAAAGAUACAUUUUUUUUUUCUCCUGUUGUCAAAAACAAUAAAGCUGGUAUAAAUACUAGUGAAAUUAAUGUACGCAGUGUUAUGGCAUUCAGGGAGAUUGGCAGAGGCAGAGAUGCAAUGUUAACUUUUACCUCCAUAAUGAACAUGCCACCACCUUUAUCAAAACCUAGUUUUGACUGUAUUAAUAGCAAACUUUACGAUGCUUAUAAAUCAGUCGCUGAGCAAAGUAUGAAAAAUGCUGCUAUGGAAGUUAGGAGAAUAACCUGGCAGCGAAGAGGAUAUUCUUCUUUAAACGGUGUUGUGGUAGCAACGUCUCACGACAACAACAAAGUAUUGGAUACUGUUACAUUAUCUAAGUUUUGUAAAGGAUGUCAAAUUUGGGAAGGAAAAAAAGGGACACUCAAAUAUGAGCAGUGGAAAGUUAAUCAUUCCUGCCAAGUAAACCACACUAAAUCAGCUGGUGCGAUGGAGUCAGCUGGUGCAACAGAAAUAUUUUGCUCUUCAGUAAAUAAAUAUAAGGAAUAUAGGGAAUCGACUGCGUCUUAAAAGAAAAGAAUUACGACGGGUAAAACUAUCUGACGGAAAAAGUAUAUCUGGUAAAGGUCGUCUCACGGAUAAAGUAAUUAACAUCUUGCAAAAUUAUGUUGGAAUGGCUAUUAGACAAAAUUCAAAU
Hydra vulgaris (swiftwater hydra) is the source of this 853-nucleotide messenger RNA. The record is from RefSeq and is a predicted model, not a curated record. NCBI's taxonomy places the organism in Eukaryota, Metazoa, Cnidaria, Hydrozoa, Anthoathecata, Hydridae.